Molecule: messenger RNA, 1098 nt
Organism: Camellia sinensis
Lineage: Eukaryota; Viridiplantae; Streptophyta; Magnoliopsida; Ericales; Theaceae
Source: RefSeq, a predicted model, not a curated record
AUGACACUAUUUUUGGAGUACCCAUGCUUCAUAGGUUAUGAACCAGACACCGUAACCUUCAAUACCCUCAUCAAGGGGCUUUGUGUUAAUGCUAAUAUCGCUUCUGCAGUUAAGUUUUUUGAUGAAAUUGUGGAGAAAGGGUUCCAACCCAAUUUCAUUACUUAUAGCACUAUAAUAAAUGGACUAUGCAAAAUUGGUAACAGUAGUGCUGCUAUUCUUUUGCUCAGAAAGAUGGAAAAACUGGAAGGUUGUGAGCCUAGACUAGUGGAAUACAGCACGGUCAUCGAUAGCCUUUGCAAGGACAAACUAGUAACCGAGGCUUUCAAGCUCUUUUCGAAAAUGAUAGGUAAAGGAAUUUCACCAGAUGUCGUCACUUACACAUCAUUAAUUCAAGGUGUAUGUAGUUUAGGUAAGUGGAAAGAAACUAUAAGAUUGUUGAAUGAAAUGGUUGGUAAGAAUAUCUCGCCAAAUGUUCAAACUUUUAGCAUUUUAGUUGAUGCACUUUGUAACGAAGGAAAGGCCAAAGAAGCACAAGAUGUGGUUGAAUUGACGAUCCAAAGAGGUGUGGUGCCGAAUGUUGUCACUUAUAAUGCUGUAAUGGAUGGGUAUUGUCUGUGUGGCCAAGUAGAUGAGGCAAGGAAAAUUUUUGAUGUUAUGGUCAGUAGGGGUUGUGCUCCUAAUGUUAUCACUUAUAACAUCUUGAUAAAUGGGUACUCUGGGAAGCUCGAUGAUGCAAGAAAACUCUACUUGAGUCUUUCUUCUAAAGGUUUGAAACCUAAUGUCCGCACAUACAAUAUAAUGAUCAAUGGACUUUGCAAGGGAAGGCUACUUGAUGAAGCAAGCGAGUUGCUAAUGAAAAUGGAAGAAGAAGGAUGCUCACCAGAUUUUUACUCGUAUAAUAUAUUGGUUCAAGGAUUUCUAGAAAAUAAUGGAAUACAGAAAGCAUUGCAACUGCUUCACCUAAUGGAUGAUAGAGCUGUCUCUGUGGACCCAUGCACUGUAACCUUGAUAGUUAACCUGUUGUUUGAUGAUGGAUUAGAUAAUUCAUCAAAGGAAAUGCUUCGUGCUUUUUUUGGCACUGCUUCAUUUUCCAAAUAA